Molecule: messenger RNA, 3114 nt
Organism: Pimephales promelas (fathead minnow)
Lineage: Eukaryota; Metazoa; Chordata; Actinopteri; Cypriniformes; Leuciscidae
Gene: phf13
Product: PHD finger protein 13
Biological process (GO): mitotic chromosome condensation
Cellular component (GO): nucleus
Molecular function (GO): chromatin binding
Source: RefSeq, a predicted model, not a curated record
UCUGUCCGUCUAGGUUUCACCCAUCACAGCUUCAUCACAUUCGGACAUAUUUCAUCACUGUUUCCCAUUACUCCUGCAACUGUCAUCGCCAGUUUUUCGAUUCAGGAUAAUUAUCUGCAUCUUUACCGUCGCGUGGUCCACUAUCUUUGUUUCAGCAGCAGAAAUGGACAACAGCUCGACGACUUGUCCAUUUGACACACAGGGCUACAGUUCAACAUUUAAGAGGAAACGAACGGUGGAAGAUUUCAACAAGUUCUGCACAUUUGUGCUGGCAUAUGCUGGUUAUAUUCCAUACCCACAGGAGGAGGCACACUUGAGGAACAGCUCUAGUCCGCCUAACAGCACCGGCAGCACUGCAGACAGUGACGGAUGGGAGAACCAGAGGCUGGGAUGUGGCCUCUCGUCCCCGGACGAGCCCCCAACCAAAAACCGCAAGAGCUUCGCUGGAUUCAAGAGACCCGCGAGCGACGAUUCGGAGCCCCAGAAACGUCCUAAGUCAGCAGGUCUUCUCCUGGAGGGUCGAACAAAGGCUGACAAGGUGAAGAAGAAGAAGAAGAAGCUGAGGAAGUGUAAUGAUGAGGAAUUGAGAUCUUUCUCUCCAUUUGCUACUCCCAAUGCUGAAGGUGAGAUUGGCAAUUUUGGAUGUACCAUCAAAGAAGAACCAGAAGAUUACUUCAGCAUCUCUGUACCCACCACUGGCAUGGGUAGCGGCCAGCCAAAACCUGCGUAUAGUUCACUUGGCACCGCAACGUGGAAGGAGGAGCCUGAUAUCGGCCGUCCAUGCUGGGACGGUUUUAAAAGUUCAGGUCCAGAGUCAGAGGAUGUCGAGAAACCCUCACAACCUAAAGAAGAGUCCAUAGUCUUGAAAGUUGAAGGUUUUCCUGGUAAAAGGACUGUGGUCCGGCAGGGAAAACAGGUGGUGUUUAGAGAUGAGGAUGGAUCGGGAGACGAUGAGGACAUCAUGGUUGAUUCAGAUGAUGACUCUUGGGACUUAGUGACAUGUUUCUGCAUGAAGCCGUUCGCAGGGCGGGCUAUGAUCGAAUGCAACCAGUGCAACACCUGGAUCCACCUUUCAUGUGCCAAAAUCCGUAAGUCCAACGUCCCAGAGACGUACAUCUGCCAGAGGUGCAAAGAUACAAAGUUUGACAUACGCCGCUCCAAUCGCUCACGAGUGGGCACUCGAAAACACCUUCUCGACUGAUCCCGCUCCUCUCGUUCUUCCAUCCACGUGCACAGAAACUCGAUGAGUACGGAAGAAGACCUGCGUCGCGUUUUUCUAUAUCUGUUUUUAAUAUUUCUCACCUUCCUAAAUGUUUGCGUCUGGCAAUCAAUACUCAGAUGAUGCAUUAAUGAGAGCAGAUUUCCACCGUAAGGACGGUUGGAGUUGUGACGGUACUGGCCUGAAGGUAUUACACAAUCCGAGUUGAGCUGGAAAGAAGGGAUUGGGGUGGCGGCGUACAACUUUUUUUAAGAGCAAAGUGGUAGCUAGAGAUGCCCCUUUGUACCCAUAGCUUUCAAAAUUAGGUGUAUUUGUUAAAGUAUGUACAUUCUAUGAAAUAACCAUAAGAUAUUAGUUUCAAGGUGUCAUUUUGUGUGGAUCUUUUCUGAGGCCACCAAAUGUGUAUGUGGCAAAGAGUUCUGUUUGUUGGAUAAUGUUGAUCGAAGUUUUCGUCAGCAGUCACUGAUGCUUUGGAGGGAAACAUCAGAAAUGGUUCAUGCUACAUUGUGGUAUUUUUUUUUUUCUUUUUAAAGAACAUUGGAGCUAACUGAUGAUAACAAGAGUGUUAUUUUGAUUUAUGACGCCUGAUCAUUUCUACCUUUUAUUGAACAAGAAACUUUUUGUUUGCAUGUUGUAAUAUUUGACUAAACUGGUCUUUUUUUUCUGCAAUUAGAUGUACAUUUUUUGAUAGUCGUUAAAGGUUAGGGAAGGGAUGAAUAUCAGAAUCUUACAAAACACGUCGCAUUUCACCCCAUUUGAUAUAUUAAUACUAUUUUUAGGAACAAUUUUUUUUUUUAUCUUCGAAUUCAAGUAAUGUUUCUGGGUAUUUUGCUUUUUUCCCCCAUUAUUCUCAGUGGUGAUUCUAUUUAUACUGCCGUGACUGUAAAAAAGUAACUUUCUUUAUUCUUUAAUCUUGUUUUCAUGAAACUAGUCGCACAUUUUGUGGUGAAAUAUUACCUGGACGUGUCCUGUGAGUUUUACUUAACUGCCAAAGGGAAGAACUUUUCUUUUUUUUUUCUGCACAUGCUGAAAUCCUAUGGCUUUCUUAGUAGUAUUCAUAUUAACAUUCAAAGCAGUGCUAGUAUAUAUUGGCUAUUCAAAACUCACUGGUGGAGCUUGUUAAAGAAGGCAUCAUUCAUGAGGGUGUAUUUCUUGCCAACCACUGCGACCGGUCUAACCUGGUUAUUAAUCGAUGAGUCUGGUUCAUGUUCGUAGGCAUGCUCAGAUAAAAAUGUGAUUGUGUCCUAUUAGCUGUUAAAGUCCCAUCAGAAAACAUUUAGCAUUUUUUUUUUUAUGUGAGUUUGUUGUCAUUUCAGAAAGUACUGUUCUGAUUGGUGAGAUAAACACUGCGGAGAAGACAUUAUUUGGCACUUUAGUAUGGAUAUUUGCUGAACCUUUUGGUAUACGUUAAUGUAAAAUUUUAUAGUUGUGAAAUUGGCCUCAUCUUAUUUUCUAACGAGUCAGUUGAUUAUCCAGUGAUAUUUUUUUGGGAUGCACAUUGAAACUGGAUAUUCUUUAAACCCUUACCUUGGGUACAAUUUGUCUUCUCAUGGAAGGACAUACUGGGAAGGUGUAAUUUGCAGGCCAAGCUAUUUUUUCAUUGUUUUGUGUGGAAAAAGUGUCGCUUGUAAAUUGAAUUGCUUAUGUUGGUGCUUUCUUUUUUUUUAACCGUUUAUUAAGGGUUCAUGGAUGAUGGUUCUGUACAUUUUGUUGUAUGUAGUAUGAUGUUAAUAUUUCAGGACUGUUUGUGCAAGAGAGGAGAACCGCUAAAGUUUGAGCGUGCACUGUUAUGCUGAACGAGAUUCUGAGUCCAAUGAAAAGAAAGAGAGAGAUGUUUCUGUGAAACUUCAUGUAAACUUGUAAAUAAAGAGAUGACAAUUUUAAUGACAUCUAAA